Molecule: messenger RNA, 6018 nt
Organism: Myxocyprinus asiaticus (Chinese sucker)
Lineage: Eukaryota; Metazoa; Chordata; Actinopteri; Cypriniformes; Catostomidae
Product: collagen alpha-4(IV) chain-like
Exons: 43
Coding region: 1-4797 (1598 amino acids)
Cellular component (GO): collagen trimer
Molecular function (GO): extracellular matrix structural constituent
Source: RefSeq, a predicted model, not a curated record
AUGUCUAAUUCAGUGCGUAAGUUGAAGGUAUGGGCACAGGGACCUCCUGGUCCAUUAGGUCGGCAGGGCCCCCAGGGGCCCCAAGGUAUACCUGGCACCCCAGGACUUCCUGGCGAGAAGGGUCAACGAGGAGCCAUAGGAUACCCUGGGGUGUCUGGCCAGAAAGGAGAUCAGGGCGUCAAAGGAUCUAGAGGCCAUGCAGGAUUAGAUGGAGUGCCAGGUCAUCCGGGGCCGGGUGGUGCUCCUGGAUUUCCAGGGAAGGACGGUUGUAAUGGAACCAGAGGAGAUCGUGGGCUGGAUGGUGAGCUAGGGCUACCCGGCCUCCCAGGACCUGUGGGACUACCUGGGAUAAAAGGAGCCAAAGGAGACCCAUCUAAUAGAAUUGUUUUCAUCCUUGGAAAACCUGGUGUCGAUGGACUUCCAGGAAUUUGUGGCCCACGAGGACCUAAUGGGGUCUUUGGCCCUUGCGGUCCACCAGGACAAGUGGGACCUGUAGGAUUUAUGGGCCUACCAGGAUCAGCUGGUCCAAGAGGCCCACCGGGAGAUCCAGGAAGAUCAUUGCCUGGACCGAAAGGAGAAGAGGGGGAGCAGGGUCCUCAGGGGGAACCAGGACCUUUUGAAUAUGUGGAGCCCAAACCAGAAGACUACGUCAAAGGAUAUAAGGGUCCUGAUGGGUGUCAAGCAGAAAAAGGAGAGAAAGGAAUUAUUGGUUUCCCUGGACCUAGAGGGGGACUUGGGGAAAAUGGUCUCCCUGGUCUUUUUGGCAACACAGGACCAAAGGGCUACACAGGAGACCCCGGACCUAUAGGAAAGCGGGAGUACUAUUACCAAAAUGUGACAGGACUGCCUGGAGAUCCAGGGCUCCUUGGUGCAACUGGACCACCUGGUUACAGAGGAAUGAUGGGUAUUCCUGGACCCCCUGGUGAUCAAGGACCAUCAAUAAUAGGUGCUAUGGGUGAAUCUGGUCUCCAGGGUUUACCUGGACUCAGAGGAGAAAAAGGCAACCCAGGAAGAAUACAGACUAAGUUUCUGAAUUUUCCAGGGGAACCUGGGAAACGGGGCCUUCCAGGGCCUAAAGGAAAACGAGGAAAUCCUGGCUCUCCUGGUUACUACUGCCUUCCUGGUGAGCGUGGGGAUCCAGGAAAUGUUGGACAAAGGGGGCGUCCUGGAAUACUAGGUGUCCAGGGUAGGAAAGGUCCUGAUGGGGCGUGUGCAUGUGAACCCCCUGGUGACCUACCUGGCAGGCCUGGCAUUCCAGGAUUUCCGGGUGACCCAGGUGAUCCUGGGCGAAAGGGGUCCCCUGGUCCCAUUGGUGAUGUCGGUCCUUUAGGAAAGAGAGGUGCAGGCGGUGCAACUGGCCCCAGAGGCUUCACAGGAGUCAGAGGAAUUAAAGGAGAGAAAGGAGAUUUCACGGUUUUAAGGAUGAAGGGGCAGAAGGGAGGUAGGGGAACUGUUGGACCAAUCGGGCCACCAGGAUACAGUGGCAGGAGAGGGGCUGAUGGGAAGAUGGGCAUACCUGGAGAUCCUGGACCUCUGGGAUAUAAUGUUGUUGGUCUGCCAGGUGAUAGGGGUUGUCAAGGAAGUGUUGGUGCAAAGGGCUUCAGAGGUCCAGUGGGGCCUCCUGGCCCAUAUAUGAUGGGGGCUGUUGGGCGACGGGGGCAACAAGGAGACCCGGGGGCCCAAGGCCAAACAGGACCCCCUGGCCCCAAAGGGUGCCGAGGUGAAACUCUGCCCUGUGGGACUGGCAUUCUUGGGCCAUCUGGAUUAAGAGGACUGCCUGGUUUUUCAGGUGAGAAAGGGAAGGUUGGAAAUCCAGGAUGCAGAGGGCGAGUUGGACCAGAUGGUUCCAAGGGAGAGAAAGGCGACGCUGGUGAUUAUGGAUGUAGCGGACACAGAGGUCCAGAUGGAUACAAAGGAGAUCCAGGUGGCACUGGUUCUGACGGCGACAGUUUUGAUGGUGUACCUGGCACACCUGGUAACCGUGGACCAGAGGGUCUGAAAGGGUGUUUUGGAGAUGGGGUUGUCGGGGCUCCAGGACCGAUGGGGCCCUCUGGGCUUCAGGGAUGCCACGGCCCUAAAGGUGUCCCUGGACCCCCUGGACCAAUUGGAUUACAAGGUACAUCUGGUAUUCCUGGACUUCUUGGUAGAAAAGGGGAAAAGGGUGCAAAUGGUAUGUCAGGACCACCUGGUUGCCCAGGAAGGAAACCAGAUCAGUGUGAUAGAGGAGAGCCUGGUCUACCUGGCUGCUCAGGACCACCUGGCUUCACUGGACAGCGAGGCCCCCCUGGAGAGAAAGGGUCACUUGGGGAACAAGGAUUUCCAGGCAUAGGAGCCAAAGGAGCACCUGGUAAGCCUGGUACCCCUGGCAAUCAAGGAACUCCAGGCCUUCAGGGGCAUCCAGGACCCAGAGGGGAGAAUGGAAUCACUGGAUGUAAUGGACUGAAGGGUUUGCCUGGAUUUCCUGGACAAGUUGGUUGUUUUGGCAGCUCAGGGCGGACUGGCCCCCCAGGGGCUCCUGGUCUGAAAGGCACACGGGGUCUCAAUGGGCAUCCAGGUUUCCCAGGGGAAAAUGGAUGCAAGGGCCAGAAAGGAUGCAUUGGGCCUCGAGGACCUCCAGGAGACACAAUUACAAUCCCAUUGAAAGGCCAGAAGGGGGCACCUGGACAUUAUGGAGAACCUGGUUUUGCUGGAGCAAGGGGUAAUAAGGGUGCACCAGGACCUCCUGGCCAGCCAGGUUAUCCAGGACUGAAUGGACCUCCAGGGUUUGAAAGUGGCUGUCGUGGACCCCCAGGUACCCCUGGACAGCCAGGUGAGCCUGGAACAUGUGGGCGGCCUGGGCCAAAUGGCAUUAGGGGAUUCCCUGGGGACAGUGGUGAUCCAGGUGACCCUGGAUUGACUGGUAGUUCUGGAACCCCUGGUUUCCCUGGAUUUGAUGGUCCUAAAGGUGAUAAAGGUGACUCUAUCAGUGUGCCAGGCAGAAAAGGUGCGAGAGGGCCGUCUGGAGAAAGUGGCUUGUCAGCUCUGCCUGGUGAUAAGGGAGACCCGGGUGACCCCGGCCCUCAAGGGCCAUGUGGGCCCUUUGGUCCAUCUGGUCCACCUGGGAGCACUGGCCUAAGUGGACCCCCAGGAGUCAUUGGGCCCCCAGGUCCAUGUGGAAAGCAUGGUCCAGAGGGCCCUCCAGGCCCCCCUGGUCAACCAGGCCAUAAAGGAAACAUAGGAAGGACUGGAUUUAGAGGGCCUCCGGGACCCCCAGGGCUCCAUGGACUGGAUGGCCUAAAGGGCGUCAAGGGUGAAAUAGGGUCACGAGGUCUGGGUUUAAAAGGUGAUGAAGGAGCUCAAGGACUGACAGGAGAGAAGGGCAUUCAAGGAGACCCAGGGUUGCAAGGGACAUCACAAACAGGUGUCCAAGGUCCAAAAGGACAGCAGGGUGCACCAGGAGACCCUGGUUUAAUCGGUCCUCCAGGACUUUGUGGUGCAGACUGUAAGAAUGGUAAACUUGGGCAGUGUGGAGAACAGGGUUACCCUGGAACAGAUGGACCACCAGGCCCAAAAGGAGAGGUGGGAGAACCAGGUAUUGUAUUCACAGUUCCUGGUGAUGAAGGUGAAAAAGGUUGUCCUGGGUUACCAGGAUAUAAAGGAGAAAAGGGGUACCCUGGACUCAAUGGCCAACAUGGAUAUCAGGGCCCAGAAGGCCAAAAAGGUGAAAAAGGACAACAUGGACCCAUGGGCCUUCCAGGACCCUUUGGCCCCAUGGGUGAAUGUGGCCCCCAGGGACCCUGCGGUGCUAAAGGAGAGACAGGAGAUCCAGGUCAGAAGGGUGACCCUGGCAUUGCCAAACCUCCUAAGAUUCCCUGUAGCCCUCCACAGGGACCCACUGGUCCUCGUGGUCCUCCUGGCUUGACUGGUAUUGAGGGUGUGGCUGGACCCAGCGGCAGAGUGGGUCCAAAAGGUAUGAAAGGACCAAUAGGAGCUGUGGGAUUCUCUGGACUAUCCGGUCCACCAGGAUUAGAUGGACCUCCUGGAAACCCUGGAGAAGAUGGCCUGAGAGGACCACCGGGCUUUCAGGGAUCCCAAGGAACUCCUGGUGAACGGGGUCCUCCUGGAAAUAAUGAGAGGUUUACUUCGGGAUUCCUUUUGGUAAUGCAUAGCCAGUCUGAAGAAGUGCCUGCUUGUCCCCAGGGCCUGACCCAGCUUUGGGAGGGCUACAGCCUGCUUUAUCUAGAGGGUCAAGAGAGAGCACACACACAAGACCUGGGUCAGGCAGGUUCAUGUUUGCGUAUGUUCAGCACCAUGCCCUUCUCCUGCUGUAAUAUGGAAAACUGCAACUACGCUAGCCGCAAUGACAAAUCUUAUUGGCUGUCUACCACCGCUUCGAUUCCUACGAUGCCUCUGGUGGGGCCAGAAAUUCAGCCACACAUCAGCAGGUGUGUGGUGUGUGAGGCUCCAUCACCAGCCAUUGCAAUACACAGUCAAGACACAUCUACACCACAGUGUCCACACACAUGGAGAAGUCUUUGGACUGGAUAUUCAUUCCUGAUGCACACAGGAGCAGGGGACGAGGGAGGCGGACAGUCUCUGACGUCAACAGGAAGCUGCUUGCAGGACUUUCGCAGUCAGCCAUUUGUGGAGUGUCAAGGGCCGCGUGGCACGUGCCAUUAUUUUGCCACCAUCUACAGCUUCUGGCUGACUAGAGUGAGCGGACAUCACUUUAACCAGAGCCCUCACAGUACUGUACUAAACAGCGAACAGGAGCAGCGCAGCAGCGUCAGCCAAUGCAAUGUCUGCAUGAGGGAGUGAUGUCAUCACACGUCACUCACAUUUUCUAGAAAACUGCACUGAGAAUGCACAUCAGUAGGUCACCAGAGUGGAAGUGAUUCCAGAUGUUUUUGGUCACUUGUGUGGAGAGGGGAGAAAAAAAAAAAACUUUGUUGAACUACAGGCUGUGAACUUUGCUGAUACUUUUUGUUCCCUCACAGCUCAUUUAAACACAUUUUCCUUUAAAAGAAUAGUUCACCCCAAAAUGAAAAUCAUGUCAUUAUUUACUCCCUCAUGUCGCUCUGAACCCGUAUGACUGUUGUUUUGCAGAACAGAAAAGGAGAACAUUUAAUGAAUAUAUUGGUCCAUCAAUACAAUGGCAGUGGAUAGUGAUUAAUUUUUAAGCUUCAAAUAGGACGUAAAAAUGUCAUAAAAGUAGUCCAUGCAACUCAUGCGUCAUAUACUAAAUCUUCUGAAGGCAUACGAUAGGUUUUAGUGAGAAACAACACAACUAUGUUUGAGGUCUGUUGCAUGUUUAUGAACACUACGAGGGAAGCUCAUUCACAGUGGCACGCAUGUUCACGCAAAAACUUGCAUUGUUUAGCGUUAAAAAGAAAGUCAUAUGGGUUUAGAGUAAAUUAUGACAGAAAUUUUAUUUUAUGCAUGAACUAUUCCUUUUUUCUUUACGUAAUGCACCUUUGGUUUUAUUAUGUUUGGUGCUAGAAAAAAUUAAAACCAUUUGCACAAAUGUCUAUAUGCCAAUGUUAAUUUCCCCCUCUUUCCCAGGACUGCAUCAAAAAAUAAUUUAUUUCACCUGCAUGUUGUCUCUACACAUCAAGGCAUUAUCAGCGCAAUCUUCUAAUGAUAGUUUUGGUAUAUGGUACCAUUUUUAACCAAAACAAAGCAUUAAUUCUAAACCUGAACAUUAACUUAACUGGUAACACUUUACAAUAAGGUUCCAUUUGUUAACAUUAAUUAACAACAUUAGUUAACAUGAACUAACAAUGAACAAUACUUUUACAGCAUUUAUUAAUCUUGGUAAAUGUUCAUUUUGAACAUAUAUAAUACAUUUUUAAAAUCAAAAGUUGUAUAUGUUAACAUUUGUGAGUGCACUAUGAACUAACAAUGAACAAUUGUAUUUUUAUUAGCUAACAUUAAGGGGAAAGUUCACCCAAAAAUGAAAAUGUUCUCCCUCAUUUACUCUCCCUCAUGCCAUCACAGAUGUGUAUGACUUUCUUUCUUCUGCUGAACACAAACGUAAAU